This is a messenger RNA of Dryobates pubescens (Downy woodpecker), 1230 nucleotides long. It is a transcript of the gene PLPP7, whose product is annotated as phospholipid phosphatase 7 (inactive). The transcript has 2 exons. Gene Ontology annotation, cellular component: nuclear envelope. The record is from RefSeq and is a predicted model, not a curated record. NCBI's taxonomy places the organism in Eukaryota, Metazoa, Chordata, Aves, Piciformes, Picidae. Bases 248 to 1063 code for a protein of 271 amino acids. Gene Ontology annotation, molecular function: sphingosine-1-phosphate phosphatase activity.
UGCCAAGCCUGGCAUUAAUUUUCCUCCCAAGCUUGCUAGGCCCAUGAAGUAAACAGCCAUGUGCAUUCCUUACUCUAUAUUUAACAGCUGCAGGCUGUGCUGGGGGCAACUGCAGGAGAGGGGAACCCGUGGUGCUUCCCAAACCCACGGCUCGUGAGGGUGGGAGUGGGGGAAGCUUCCUGCAGGGAGGAGAAGGCUUUCUCUCCUUGCCGGUGCUUGCAGAGCAGGUUGUGGUGGAGAGGCUGCAAUGCCAGCAUCCCAGGCACGCUCCAGGGCCAGGGACAGGAACAAUGUCCUCAACAGGGCUGAGUUCCUCUCCCUGAACCAGCCCUUGAAGGGGAACCAGGAGGGCAGAGGCUCCGGCAGGAAGCAGAGCGGCCAGGCUGGGGCAGCCGCUGCCCAGAACGGCAGCGCCAAGGAGCGGAGGCAGUCGCAGCAGCUGCCCGAGGAGGACUGCAUGCAGCUCAACCCUUCCUUCAAGGGAAUUGCCUUCAACUCCCUGCUGGCCAUCGACAUCUGCAUGUCCAAGAGGCUGGGAGUGUGUGCCAACAGAGCCUCCUCCUGGGGUGGUGCCCGCUCCAUGAUCAGCCUGCUGGGGAUAACGGGGCACGGCAUCCCCUGGAUCGCAGGUACCCUCAUCUGCCUGGUGAAGAGCAGCACGCUGGCAGGCCAAGAGGUCCUCAUGAACCUGCUGCUAGCCCUGCUGCUGGACAUCGUGAUCGUGGCUGGGCUGCAGAAGCUGGCCAAGCGGAAGGGCCCUUUCGACGUCACCCCUGGCCUGUUGGACUACCUGACCAUGGACACCUACGCCUUCCCCGCGGGGCACGCCAGCAGGGUGGCCAUGCUCUCCAAGUUCUUCCUCAACCACCUGGUGCUGGCCAUCCCCCUGCGCAUCCUGCUGGUGCUGUGGGCGCUCUGCGUGGGCUUCUCCCGCGUCAUGAUCGGCCGGCACCACAUCACCGACGUCCUCUCCGGCUUCGUCUUCGGCUACCUGCAGUUCAGGCUGGUGGAGUUGAUAUGGAUGUCUUCCAACACCUGCCAGAUGUUGAUAUCCAUCUGGUGAGCGCCAGGGACCGGCUGGCUGCUUUCCUGCUGGACCUGGGGAGCCUCCCUCCCCGGCUGUGGGCUGGAGGCGGCGGCACCUCCGGCGCCGGUGCCGGUUUGUGAUGCUGCUUCCUCGCCUGCAAGAGAAAAGACAGAGCCAAGGUGUUGCCCACCCUGGAGUGGGGU